Colletotrichum karsti is the source of this 1323-nucleotide messenger RNA. RefSeq names its product carbon-nitrogen hydrolase. NCBI's taxonomy places the organism in Eukaryota, Fungi, Ascomycota, Sordariomycetes, Glomerellales, Glomerellaceae. Bases 1 to 1323 code for a protein of 440 amino acids. The record is from RefSeq and is a predicted model, not a curated record. Gene Ontology annotation, molecular function: catalytic activity. The transcript has 2 exons.
AUGCCUCCGAUCCGCCUCGCGACAGCCUCCCCCUCGACGGCCCCCACCACCCCGCAAACCCUCUCCCAGAUCGCCGCCCUCGCCCGCCGCGCCCGCUCUCACGGCGCCGACCUCCUCCUCCUCCCCGAGGCCUUCAUCGGCGGCUACCCCCGCGGCGCCGACUUCGGCUGCAAGAUCGGCUCCCGCCUGCCCUCGGGCCGCGACGACUACCUCGACUACUUCGCCAAGGCCGUCGACCUCGGCGACAACGUCGGCGACGGCGGCGCCGGCGCCGGCGACAGGUGGGUCCGCAGGGAGCUGCCCGCGCAGUUCGCCGACGAGAAGGGGUACACCCGCGGCGACGGCAGCCGCGAGGAGCUCGAGCGCAUCGCCGCCGAGACGGGCGUGUUCGUCGUCGUGGGGUGCAUCGAGAAGGCCGGGGGCAGUCUGUACUGCUCCGUCGUCUACGUGUGUCCCAAGCUGGGCAUGGUCGGGAAGCGACGCAAAGUGAUGCCCACGGCCACGGAACGCCUGGUCUGGGCCCAGGGAUCCCCCUCGACCCUCAAGGCCGUGUCGACCGUGAUCAAGGGCGUGCGCGUCAACCUCGCCGCCGCCAUCUGCUGGGAGAACUACAUGCCCCUCCUCCGCCAGGCCCUCUACGCGCAGAACGUGAACCUGUACCUCGCCCCGACCGCCGACGGCCGCGACACGUGGCUGCCCCUGAUGCGCACCGUCGCCUGCGAGGGGCGCUGCUUCGUCGUGUCGUCCAACAUGGCCGUGAGGCCCGACGGCUCGUCGUCUUCUUCCGCGGUAGCGGACGGCGACGAAGCGGAAAAGGGAGACGCGGACGUGUACGCGCCGCGCGCGAGGCGGAACUCGUGUCUGACCGAGGAGGGAUUCGAGAUCGCGUUGCCCGAGGGCAAGGGAAGCAGCGCGGGAACGACGACGACGACGUCGUCGACGAGCCCGCAGAGGAAGAGGAGGAAGAGCGUGAUUGUGGAGGACGGCAACGAGAUCGUGUUGUGCUGCGACGACGACGAGCCGCCGACGACCAACGGCGUCAAGACGAACGGGACGGCCAAGAGCGCGAGCGCCGCCAAGAGUGCUUCGAAGCUGCGGUCUGAGGACUGGAUCUCCCGCGGGGGUUCGUGCAUCGUCGGGCCGUACGGCGACGUGCUUGCCGGUCCGCAGUGGGAGGAUGACGAGAGUCUGAUCUACUCUGACGUCGACUUUGAGGAUUGCAUCCGCGGUCGUCUUGAUAUUGACACCGCGGGCAGCUACUCGCGGAACGAUUCGUUCAAGUUCUCCGUCGAGGGGCUGGACCUGGACCCGUUGCCGUACUAA